AUGCAGCGAUUAUAUGCAUGGUGGACUCAGAAGAGCCCUCGAGACGUGUUGAUAGAGACAUUGGCCGAGGCAAGACUAUUCGAAGAGUGGGAGGCCAGUGCUUUUCAGUUGGAUGAGGAGUUGGGAUUCGAUCUCUGGCGACAGAACCCCACGAGCAGACACUACGAUUACCGCCUUAUAUACGAACGGCUUCGAGCUAUCAUCGAAGCGCGAGAAGAGGAUGAUAUACUAGGACUUGUGAGCCUGUUACGCUCUGGUCUUGUCCGGAAUCUAGGGAAUAUCACGUCACCGCGCUUGUUCAACCGGGCGUAUGCGGGGACGAAGCUGCUUAUAGAGGACUAUGUCACCCAGGUUGCUCUGGCCAUCGAUUACCUCGCGUCGUACCCGACGAGCCACAGCUCGGAUACGGGCUUGACGAACCAGGCCAGGUUGGAUGUGUUGCAUGAUACUCGACAGGCGUUUGGAAGAUCGUGCCUGGUCUUGCAGGGCGGUGCUAUCUUUGGCCUUUGUCAUCUUGGAGUAGUCAAGGCCCUCCAUCUUCGUGGUUUGCUGCCUCGUAUCAUUGCUGGGACUGCUACGGGUGCGCUCAUUGCAGCACUGGUUGGAGUUCACACCGAAGAGGAGCUCUUGGACUUUCUCAACUCAUCCAGUAUUGAUCUAUCCGCUUUCAAGAAAACCGCCGACAUUGCCAAAGGGGAAGAAAAUGCGAGACAGAGUGGACUGGUGGCGACGGUAGUUCGGCGGAUCAAGCGAUAUAUAAGGGAAGGAUAUUUCCUGGAUGUUGGAGUCUUGGAAGAGGUGGUCCGCAGUAACGUUGGGGAUCUGACGUUUGAAGAGGCGUAUAAUAGGACCAAGAGAGUUCUCAACAUCACCGUCUCCACAAACGGAAGUGGAGGCGUGCCAAAUCUCCUGAACUACCUCACAGCUCCCAAUGUCCUCAUCUGGCCCGCGGCACUCGCCUCCAACACUUCGUCCUCCUCUUUCUACCGUCCCGUCACCCUUCUAUGCAAAGACGAAACCGGCGCCAUCACCCCUUGGCCCCGCGCCGAAGAAGCAACCUUCCAACCCUGGACCCGCGCCCGCUAUACAGACCGCGAAUCUCCCCUCCACCGCAUCGCAGAACUCUUCAACGUAAAUCACUUCGUCGUCUCCCAAGCGAGGCCUUACCUCGCGCCCUUCCUCCGCUCGGACUUGCACCAUCCCAAUCCUCGCCAAGAUAGUCGAUGGGAUAUCUCGACGCCGAUGCUAAGGCUACUUGUAAUGGAGAUCCAACAUCGUCUUCACCAACUGGACGAAUUCAGUCUGUUACCCCAUUCAAUCCGCCGCUUCCUGCUCGAUGAAAGCGUUCCCGGAGCGAGCCUCACCCUCGUCCCUGAACUCUCGCCCGGUGACUUCGUCAAGCUUCUCCAGAAUCCCACGAAGGAUAGCCUUGACUACUGGAUUCUGCGUGGCGAAAGGAGUGUAUGGCCUGCGGUAACCGCACUGAAAGUCCGUUGUGCCAUUGAGGUCGAGCUCGAUAGAGGGUACCAGCUGGUGAGGAGGAGGAAGCCGGCGACGGCAGGGUUGGCCCCGUCCGGGGAGAGAGUACAGGAGGGUGGAGUUCAGAAGAAAGGGCGUGAAGGACGGUUCCGUAAGAGGGUUAGGGCGGCGAGUGUGGGUGGAGCUGAGGGGCUCCCUUUUACCUGA
Molecule: messenger RNA, 1686 nt
Organism: Westerdykella ornata
Lineage: Eukaryota; Fungi; Ascomycota; Dothideomycetes; Pleosporales; Sporormiaceae
Product: putative patatin-like serine hydrolase
Exons: 3
Coding region: 1-1686 (561 amino acids)
Biological process (GO): lipid metabolic process
Molecular function (GO): triacylglycerol lipase activity
Source: RefSeq, a predicted model, not a curated record